Cercospora beticola is the source of this 648-nucleotide messenger RNA. RefSeq lists its product as uncharacterized. Lineage: Eukaryota; Fungi; Ascomycota; Dothideomycetes; Mycosphaerellales; Mycosphaerellaceae. The record is from RefSeq and is a predicted model, not a curated record. Gene Ontology annotation, biological process: DNA repair; regulation of DNA-templated transcription. Gene Ontology annotation, molecular function: zinc ion binding; DNA-binding transcription factor activity; methyltransferase activity.
AUGACCGCCAUCGACCAAAACAGCUCCCGCUGGCGAGCAAUCACAGCCCGAGACCCCGAAGCCCACUUCAGUUUCCUCUACGGAGUUCGGACUACAAAGAUAUACUGCCGCCCAACGUGCACUGCACGGGUGGCUCGCCGAGCUAACGUUGUAUACUUCGAUACACAAGAGUCGGCAGAAGCUGAAGGCUUCAGACCUUGUGUGAAAUGCAAGCCUCACGAAUCAUUUAUUGGCCACAAGGAUGAGCUCGUGUUGAAGACACUCGGUCUGAUCUGGGACAACAAGAACGAUGGUUCCAAGAAACGCAGUAUGAAGGGACUAGCAGACGAGUUAUCGGUAACGCCUAGCUAUCUAUGUCGCACUUUCAAGAAGACUAUGGGAUGCACGCUGAGCGAGUACGUGCAACGAUUUGAAUCGGAACAAAGCAUCGAGAAUUUAGUCUCGGCGCAGCAAAGCGGGGGCGCUCGCGCGGGAUCUGAAUAUUCAAUACCAAGUACCGCAAGUAUUGCGUCCGAACCAAGAGAUUACCUAGCUGGAGCAGAUGGGAACUCUAUCGAUGGGGAUUGGCUGCUGUCUGACGCUGCAAGUUCAUCAACGUGUCCUGGAGAAAAAAUUGAUCCACAAAACUAUGUGGCCAUUCCUUGCUGA